CCCUUCCCCCAUUUCCCCCCAACCCAACGCUGCCUGCCAACAACACUCUCUCACUCACUCACUCUCUCUUUCUCUCUCUAACUCUCUUAAAUUCAUGGUCCCACCCUCCACCGGCUGCCGGAAUCGGAGGCCAUGAACGCCGGCGGAACCGCCACCUUCCGAUCCAUCCUCGACAAGCCCCUCAACCAGCUCACGGAGGAUGACAUUUCUCAGCUCACUCGCGAAGACUGUCGCAGAUUCCUCAAAGAAAAAGGGAUGCGCAGGCCUUCAUGGAACAAAUGGCAGGCGAUCCAACAGGUCAUUUCCCUCAAAGCGCUUCUCGAACCUUCCGACGAUGAUUCCCCUCCUCCUCCUCCCCCCAUGCACCACCAGCCUCAUGCUCCUCAACCUCUAGCCAAUUUGACUCAACCUCCGCCCAAGGCCCCUCCUCCUGAGGAACCCGCCUUUCUCGCCGCCGACGACAUUCAGAAAUCUGCCUCUUCUGGGGAAAAACCUACGGAGACUAAUGACACCAACACCAACGCCAACGUUGCUAGCCCCAGAGGGUGUGCAACUAGUGGAUCAAUUGGCCAAAUGACAAUUUUCUAUUGUGGUAAGGUGAAUGUCUAUGAUGGAGUCUCACCUGAUAAGGCACGAGCAAUCAUGCAGCUUGCUGCAAGUCCUGUCCAGUUUACUCAGGAUGAUCCUUUACAUGGAAAUGCACCAGUUUGGUCUUCUCCUUGCCAUUUACCGUUGGAUAAGGAUGGCCUCAUCCCUGUUGAUACAGCAAUCCUUCAGGUUGCUCAAGCAGGUAAUAAGAUGGUGGAAUAUCCUCUGCAAUACAGAGAGAAAGGGAGCAUAACUCGUGAUGCUGAUAUAGAUGGUCAAGCAAGCAGAAAAGUGUCAUUGCAGCGAUAUCGUGAAAAGCGUAAGGACAGGGGAAGAUUUAAAGGCAAGAAAUUGACUGGAAUAACUUCGUCUAACUUCGAGAUGUAUUUGAACCUUCCAGUGAAGGUCCAUGCCUCAAAUGGGAAUUCAAGCCGUAGUAGCACUAGCUCUCCACCACAGCCUAGACUGCCUCUAGCUUCCAGUGGUUCAGCUGACAACCAACUCAAAGUUGCCCUUCCCAUUGAUCUCAAUGACAAAGAUGUUCAUGAAUGCUAAAACUCGAACUAGAUAGAUUAUGCAGAAUUGGGACGCGUAGAGGAUUGAAGUGAGAUGAUCGAAGUAUAACUGAAGAGACGAUAGCGUCUAGGAGCCUACUGCAAGAAUUGACUACUCUCAGACCGGUCAAUUUUAGUAUCUUUUAACUGUUUUGCAAAUUUCUGUUGUUUAGGAUAGUGGAGUGCCCUGCUUACCAUAUCAAUUUUGUAAUAUCAGCCAUCUAAUUUCGUCCUUCGGGAAUUUCUUGUUACUGAAGUUUAAGGUUUUAUUAGUAGUAAUGUAGAGCCAAGGAGGAGCAGCCAUUUUCCCAAGAAUAUAUAUAUGACGUGUAAAUUCACCUUGCUGCCUCGUUAAAUGUUAAUAGCUUUUGUGCAGAUGCCAAAGUA
Messenger RNA from Vigna unguiculata (cowpea), 1529 nucleotides. Its product is annotated as protein TIFY 4B-like. NCBI's taxonomy places the organism in Eukaryota, Viridiplantae, Streptophyta, Magnoliopsida, Fabales, Fabaceae. The record is from RefSeq and is a predicted model, not a curated record. Gene Ontology annotation, biological process: regulation of defense response; response to wounding; regulation of jasmonic acid mediated signaling pathway. Gene Ontology annotation, cellular component: nucleus.